Pieris macdunnoughi is the source of this 1434-nucleotide messenger RNA. The record is from the annotation of a GenBank genome assembly. Lineage: Eukaryota; Metazoa; Arthropoda; Insecta; Lepidoptera; Pieridae.
AUGACUGCAGACAGUGAUAAAAGUGAGAAUGAAAGCCAGCACUCUGAUAAAAGUGAUAAUGAAAGCCAGCACUCUGAAGAAGACCAAGUUGAGGAUAAAGUUAAAGAGCAGGAAGAAGAUACUGGGACCUUUAAAGAUUUGGGCGUAGUUGACGUAUUAUGCGAAGCUUGCGAAGAACUUAAAUGGAAGAAACCUUCGAAAAUACAAAAAGAAGCAAUCCCAGUGGGCUUACAAGGCAAAGACAUCAUUGGUUUAGCUGAAACUGGUUCUGGAAAAACUGGAGCUUUUGCCCUGCCAAUAUUACAGGCAUUACUGGAAAGUCCUCAGAGAUACUUCGCUUUAAUACUUACACCUACCAGAGAAUUAGCAUUCCAAAUAUCAGAACAAUUUGAGGCUCUUGGUGCAAGUAUUGGUGUAAAAUGUGCAGUUAUAGUAGGAGGAAUGGACAUGGUUGCCCAAGCACUAACUUUAUCAAAGAAGCCUCACAUAAUUAUAGCUACUCCUGGCAGACUGGUUGAUCAUUUAGAAAACACAAAGGGCUUCAAUCUUAAAGCUCUAAAAUAUCUUGUGAUGGAUGAAGCUGAUAGAAUUCUUAACAUGGACUUUGAAGUUGAAGUAGACAAAAUAUUAAGAGUGAUACCUCGUGAGCGGCGCACAUAUCUAUUCUCUGCUACUAUGACAAAGAAAGUUCAGAAGCUACAGAGAGCUUCAUUGCAAGAUCCAGUAAAGAUUGAAGUUUCCACUAAAUACCAGACUGUUGAAAAACUUCAGCAGUACUACGUAUUUAUUCCAGUGAAAUAUAAGGAUGUAUACUUAGUCCACAUACUAAACGAGAUGUCUGGUAACUCGUUCAUAGUAUUCGUAUCUACUUGUGCAGGCGCCUUACGAGCUGCUUUACUACUUCGUGCUCUCGGAGUGCCCGCUGUACCAUUACAUGGACAAAUGUCCCAACAAAAACGUCUAGCAGCCUUAAAUAAAUUCAAAAGCAAAGCCAGAUCUGUACUUAUUUGUACUGAUGUUGCUUCAAGAGGUUUAGAUAUCCCUCAUGUAGAUGUGGUGAUAAACCUGGACAUCCCAUUGCAUAGUAAGGAUUACAUUCACCGUGUUGGAAGAACAGCUCGAGCCGGUCGAUCGGGAAAAGCUAUCACAUUUGUUUCUCAGUACGAUGUAGAGUUAUACCAACGCAUCGAGCAGUUGAUUGGCAAGCAGUUGCCCCUCUACAAGACAGAAGAGAGUGAAGUGAUGGUCCUACAGGAGCGAGUCGCCGAAGCUCAGCGACUUACCAAAAUAGAAAUGAAAGAACUUGAAGAUAAGAAAGGCGCUAAGGGCAAGAAGCGUGGUCCUGCUGAUUCAGACGAUGACACGGAAGAGGCAGCUGGUGUACGCAGACGAAUCAAAGGGAAACCCAAAUAUGGGGGCAAAAAGAGACGUUAA